CACGCUUCGAAUCUUGUCCUCAGCUCCCCAACAUUCUUCAUUAACAGUCCUUGAAGCAUUAACUUGCUUCUUGGUGUGUGUGUGUGUCUUUUUUUGUCUUUCUUGUCCUCGCAGCUCUUUCUGUAGUCGUCGUUUGUCGUCUCGUCGCCACCUCACUUGUCGAAUACCGUCGUCAACCGCAAAAGCCUAAAAACUAUUUUCAAAGCCGUCGACUUGCGUUAUAUCUCGGCUAUAUUUUGGCGAAAUGACGUCUCAGAUCACUCAGCAGUACGCUUUUCGUGCACAAAAAUCCCUUGCAUUAAUUGGAGGGACACCUGAUUAUGCACCGAUUGCCGGGUUCGAAUCACCAGAGGUUCCUGCGAGGACCUACGUCUAUAGUGCGGAUGGGAGGUUAUACGCUUAUGCGUUGCCGAAUGUCGUCCGAAUCUUCCAGGCUGAAGGUGCCCAGCUCCUCUCAGAACUUCCUCUCUCCAACGUAAUCGAGCUCUCGUUCUCACCUCGCGGAACGUAUCUCUCGACCUGGGAACGCCCCAUCAAGUUAGACGACAAUCAACAGCACAAAAAUCUGCGCGUGUUCUCCGUUUCCACCGGCGAAGAACUUGUCGCGUUCACCCAAAAGUCGCAAGAGGGAUGGGAUCUGCAGUAUACGAUUACUGAAAGCCAUGCGAUUCGUCUAGUCGCUCAGGAGAUCCAGGUUUUUAGGCCAACAGAGUGGGGGAAGGGAGUUGUGGACAAGUUGAAGGUCGAGGGAGCUACCAAGGCAUGUCUGAGUCCAGGCUUGAACCCAUCUGUGGCGGUAUUUGUUGCUGAGAAGAAGGGCGCUCCAGCCAGCAUCAAAAUCUACGGUCUCCUCACCCUCUCCGCAUCCCCAACCUGCCAAAAAACCUUCUUCAAAGCCGAUCGAUCAACAAUUAAAUGGAACCUCCUCGGCACCCAGGUCCUACUCCUCACCCAAACCGAUGUCGACAACACCAACAAGUCGUACUACGGGGAGACUGGCCUGUACCUGCUCAGCGCCGCAGGGAACUUUGACUGUCGUGUGACCCUAGACAAGGAAGGGCCCAUCCACGAUUUCGCGUGGAGUCCAAACUCGAAAGAGUUUGGUGUCGUAUACGGGUACAUGCCUGCGAAAACGGUGAUUUUCGACCAGAGGGUCAGAACGUUGUAUGAUUUCGGCGCCGCGCCUCAUAAUUACAUAUCCUUUAACCCUCAAGCGCGGCUUCUUGCUCUCGCAGGAUUCGGUAAUCUCGCAGGGAAGAUCGAUAUAUUCGACCGAAGGACACUCAACAAACUAUGCACAAUCGAUGCUCCAAACACAUCGUAUUGUGAUUGGAGUCCUGACGGACGCUUCCUCCUUACUGCCACACUCUCUCCUCGACUUCGUGUUGAUAAUGGCAUCAAAAUAUGGCAUUGCACCGGCGCUCUUAUGCACGUACAACUUGUCGAAGAGAUGUACCAAGCUUCAUGGAGACCUACCCCCGUGGAUAAUGUUCCGCCGUUUCCUUCACAAGGUGGUCCUCUCCAGUCUUCACUUGUACCUCCACCACCAAGUCCUUCCGUAUCUCUCUAUCAACUUUCUCUCAAAAACAGCGGUGCAGGUGGCUCCACAACCUCUCUAGACGGAACCCCUACCAAACCAGCUGGUGCGUAUCGGCCUCCUGGAGCUCGAGGAAACGCUACGCCCGCGAUAUUCAAACGCGAAGACGAGGGUGGAUUUUCGAGGACGCCGAGUGGACAAAAUACACCUGUGAGAGGGUAUUCGAAGAGUCCCGCUCCCCCUGGUUCUGCUGGUAUGAAUGGACCUGGAGGACCAGGUGGACAGGGAAGGGGAGGGAGGUAUGUACCUGGUGCCCCGCCUCCCACGAAUCAGAAUCAAAAUCCAUCGAGACCUGGGGCUUUGCCGAGAGGUGAUUCGGGAGGGCAAGGACAGGGACAAGGACAAGGACCGGGGAAAGGAGAUGGUCAAGCGAGGAAAAGGAAUAAGGGUGGAAAGAAUAAAGGAGGCGAGGGAGAAGGAGGAGGAAGAGAAGGAUCUGUGGGACGUGGACAGCAGGGAAAGAACGGCGCGAAUGGACAACAACGUGCAAGUGGAAACGGUAUCCAGCAAAACGCAAACACGAACGGUAACAGCAAGAAACCCACCUCCAUCGACUUGAAUGGCGUCAACGGUAAAAUCACUACUUCUACCUCUACCAAUGAGGCGAACGGUGAUGGUAACGUUGCCAAAGCUGCUUUGGCAUCUGCAGCUCUUACGCCUCUGGACACUGCAUUGUCGACGCCUGUCACACCUGGGCUGGAUAGUGCAUUGGAUCCCAUUGCGAAGAAGGUCAGGAACUUGAAUAAGAAGCUGAAAGCUAUCGAAGAGCUCAAGGACAAAGCUAAACGCGGCGAACGGCUCGAGGCAACCCAGAUGAAGAAGAUAGACGGUGAGGCGGAGAUUAGAAGGGAGUUGGCUGGACUGGGCAUUACAGAUUAGUUACUUAUACGGAUAUACUGGUUUCUAUAUAUGAGACUAAUGUUAUCAGGAUCUGUGAUAAUUUAA
Molecule: messenger RNA, 2542 nt
Organism: Lentinula edodes (shiitake mushroom)
Lineage: Eukaryota; Fungi; Basidiomycota; Agaricomycetes; Agaricales; Omphalotaceae
Product: eukaryotic translation initiation factor eIF2A-domain-containing protein
Exons: 6
Coding region: 245-2476 (743 amino acids)
Biological process (GO): translational initiation
Cellular component (GO): cytosolic small ribosomal subunit
Molecular function (GO): translation initiation factor activity; mRNA binding; protein binding
Source: RefSeq, a predicted model, not a curated record